AUGGCCAUCACACAAGUUCGGCCGGCCGAGGUCCCUCGCACCAAUCUGCCAUACUAUGACCUGGCUACUCACAACGAAGUCGACGCCAAGCAGGUCCCUCGGCAAUACCAAUCCUCCACUCUCAAGGCGUCGCCCAUUGUCAAAUCUCCCACCUCCAUUUUGAAAGCAUUUGCAGCAUUUGUUGCUGGCGUCACAGAUCUCGAAGCCGUCGCAUUCAUCGCCAACUAUGCUGAUAUCGACGACGCCAAUCCUCAGCGCCUGCUCGCCACAGCCUCCAUUCCUGGAAACUCAAAACCACGCGUCUUUACAUCAGACCACAUCGAAGUCGCUACGUUCCCUACCGAGAACUUAGAUGAGAACAAUCUGGAUUUCGAAAUUGAAAUCGUCUUCGACGUCGCACCCGCGGCCAAAGCAUCUCGUGCUUUCUGUUUAAGAGUCGAGCCUCUUGAAGACGGAAGUAUUGCAGACUUGACACUCUCGAUAGAUUCCAAGCAUGGUCACUCUGUGCUGGUUUACCACAUGCUCGAGCUCGUCUCCAAGUACCUUGCCGAUUCAGCGACACAGGCCCCUGAAACGAAAAUGUCCAACCUGAACUACCCUCUCAAGCUGUGGAAGGCACCUAUUCUCAAAACCGAUUCGCACAUUAAACAAAACUACCCGUCCUUAAUGCAUGGCGCUUUUGAGCGUCGUGUCCUCGAAUGCCCCGAUCGCAUCGCCGUCGAAGCCGUUGCCGAUGAUUCAUUUACAGUCCGAAAAUGGACAUAUCUCCAGCUCAACGCUGAUGCAGAGGGGCUGGCAGAAGAGCUUUUACUCAUGGAACGCACAAUCGACUGGACUCCAGCGUAUAAAAACCAGCGCGCGAUUCCUCUGUUCUUGCCAGCGGGCCCUGAGUUCUACAUUACCGUCAUUGCUAUGCUCAAGGCAGGUUUUGCAGUCUGCUCGCUACCUAUGGAUGCGCCUCCGCAACGUCUCCUAGAUAUCGUAGAGGACACAAAGUCGUCCGUCGUCAUUGGUGUCGGAAGCGUGCCGUUUCCGAGCGUCAGCCUGAACGACGACUCCGAAGCUGCGGAAUCUCUCAAAAAGCUUACCUGGGUUGAUAUCACCGAAUUUACCAACUGGCGCUCCAACUUCACUGUCGAUCUCCAAACUCCUGUUUCUCAUCAUCUACCCACAGAGGAGGACUUGGCCUAUAUUCUAUACACUAGUGGCUCAACUGGAAAGCCUAAGGGCGUUCUCAUUUCACACUCCAUGGCCACUUGUGGUGUACAUGGUCACGCCGAAGUCUUUGAGCCUCUGCCCGCCGGACCUGAGCUGCGCUGGCUGCAGUUUGCCAUGCCGACCUUUGACCUCUCUUUGAUGGAGCUUUUUGUCACCCUCGGAUACGGUGGUACUGUCUGCUCGGCCGAGCGCUCCCUCAUGCUUUCUGACAUUGAAAGAGCUGUCAACUUCUUCAACGCCACAGCGCUUUUUACUGUCGCCAGCAUGGCCACCCUUCUCAGACCCAAGGCGCUUCCGACCCUGACAACCAUCGUAUCUGGUGGCGAAGCUCUUACGAAAUAUGCCAUCGACAAUUUUGCUUACGACGCUCCCCGCGAACCCAACAGCAAGCCCAAGAGAGUCAUCAAUAUAUACGGACCUACCGAGGCUACCAUGUGUGCAACCUUUGAGAAUGCAGCCCUUGGUACUCGUGGUUCUAUUGCUGGCACCGUCUUCUCCUGCGCUUCUGUGGUUCUGGUCGAUGCCAAUUCCUCCGAUGAUCUUAUUCAAGUCCCCAUGGGCCUCACUGGUGAGAUUGUUUUUGGUGGCCCUAUGGUUGGAUACGGCUACAUGAAUCGCCCCGAAGAGACCGCCAAGGCCUUUACUACUGGCCUGGACCUAGGUUCUGUCUACCGUACUGGUGACAAAGGCCGUAUUGUCUUUGAUCCUAAGGGCGAGCCCAAGCUCGAGAUUCUUGGUCGCUUGAACAUGGAACAGGUCAAGCUCAACACUCGUCGUGUUGAGCUCGGAGAAAUCGAAUCUACCAUUGCCAAGGUCGAAGCUGUUCGUGAGGUUGCUACUGUUGUGCUUAAAGGCAGCUUCUUGGCCGCUUAUGUCGCUGUGCGCGAAAACUUUGGCGACGUCACAGACGAAUCUGUUAUUUCGCAGUGCCGAGAGGUUGCAAGCGAGGGUCUUCCUGCGUGGAUGCGUCCCGUCGAAUAUAUUGUUGUUCCAAAGGUGCCACGCACGUCCAGUGGCAAGGUCGACCGCAAGACACUUCAAAAUGCGGCCGUCGAGGACUUUGGCAACUCUAUUACCCAGAAGCAGGCCAUCAACGACAACUUGACAUACCAGGGCACUGUCGAUUUGAAGGAUACGGACAGCGUUUCAGCCAUGCUCGAGCACAUCUUGAUGGCUAUUCUCGGGGAAGGUGCUACCGACAUUGCCAACUCUCCACUCGCUCUCACGACUUAUGGUCUUGACAGUCUGCGAUCGAUGAAGCUUCUUCAGGAGCUCAGACGCCAAGCGGUGGAAGGACUAGCGAUAAAAGACGUUCUGGUUGGUCAGAAUUUUGCCAGUGUUGUCAAAUCGAUCCUCGAAUUGCACCUUGAUCAACUCAAAGAGGCAGAAGAAGCUGCCGCCGCCAAGAACGAUGAGCUUAUCGAGAUUGAGGAUGAGGAGGAGAUUUUGUUUCUCCCCCUUGCUGCUAAGUUGAAGCACUUUGAUCAUACCUGCAGAAGAAAGUGUGUCGAAGCACUCAAUAUCCCCAGUGAAGAUAUUGUUGAGGUCCUGCCCGCCACUGGUCUUCAGACCCGCGUGCUUUCAAGUAUCGAAGAGUCGGCAGACAUCCUCAAGGUUAGCAAGCCAUGGGUAGAGCACUACCCUUAUCUAGUUCCAGAACACAUCGAUGCGGAUCGCCUCGAAGCUGCCGUCAUCCAAGCUUUAAAAGGCCGCGAUGCUUUCCGAACCGUCUGGGUCCAGGUUGAGCACCCUCUCGCUCCCUAUGCCCAGUGUGUUUUAUCUCCCAACUCGCCACAUGCCAAGCUCCCCAUUCUUCGCAUGGAGUGCCCUGUAUAUGACGAGCGACCAGGCAGCCUGUGGCAUAGGACUGUGGACAACGCUCAGAAGUCUGCCGAAGAGACCUUUGGUCUACACAGCCUCGGUUCUGUGACCUCAUUUGUCCGCUCGGCGGAUAAGAAGCACUGCGUCGUGGUGUUCUCCGUGUUUCACGCCAUCUACGACGGCAUGAGUCUCCAGGCUCUGCGUCGCGACAUCGCUGAGGCUUACCACGGCCUGCCCAUCUCCAGUACUGGAAAAUCAGGCGUGCGUGUGCCUGUUGAAGAGCACCUUAAGUCUGACUGGCUGGGUACUAGCAUGUUCUGGGCUCAGCGUAUGGCUGGUGUCGCUUCUUUCAAGGCAGGUGACAGAGUUCUCAAGACUGAGGGAGCGGUCUUCACUACCGUCAACACUAAUGUCGGCAUUGCUAGUGAAAGCCUCGAGUGCACGUUUAGCACUGGUGAGCUUUUCGCCAAGGCCAAGUCCGAGGGACUAUUCACACCCAUGGCUGUCAUUCAAGCUGCCUGGUCUAUGACUCUGGCCCAAACGCUUGUCGGAGACGAAGCUGCUCCCAAAUAUGAUGUGCAGUUUGGUAGCGUCUUCCACGGUCGCCACACGGCUGACUCUCUGGAUGCAUUUGCUCUGAUGCUGGACGGACUUCCUACGCGCGUAUCUUUCGAGAAGAACAAAAACCUGACUCAUCGUGAAAUUUGCUCGCGAAUGUUCAAGCAGUACACUGAUACUCUUGGCUUUACCGAAAUGCCCUGCCCCAGCAUCCAAUUUGCCCGCACCACGCGCCGGUUUGACAGCUCCGUCAUCUUGCAGACUUUCCCUGCUCCUGACAUCGACGUGGAUAUGAACGGCUUGCCCGCUUUCAACCGUGCCAACGACAAGGUUACUCCCUGGAAGGAGACAUCUUCCGACACGCCUAUUCUCAUCGAGAUGUGGCCUGGCGUGAACAAGACCGAAGACAAGCUCAGCAUCCGAUGCUCGUACAGCCAGGGGCUACUCGUUACCUUCAACAAGGCCUUGACCCAGGUCCUCAACAACCCUGACGGCGUUUUUGACGUUGUUCAGAGUGCUACUAGCCCCCAAGACGCCAUGGACUGCUCCCCAUAA
Messenger RNA from Beauveria bassiana ARSEF 2860, 4152 nucleotides. RefSeq names its product peptide synthetase. The record is from RefSeq and is a predicted model, not a curated record. Gene Ontology annotation, molecular function: catalytic activity; phosphopantetheine binding. Gene Ontology annotation, biological process: secondary metabolite biosynthetic process; amino acid activation for nonribosomal peptide biosynthetic process. NCBI's taxonomy places the organism in Eukaryota, Fungi, Ascomycota, Sordariomycetes, Hypocreales, Cordycipitaceae. Gene Ontology annotation, cellular component: cytoplasm. The transcript is spliced from 3 exons. The coding region runs from base 1 to 4152 and encodes 1383 amino acids.